Molecule: messenger RNA, 1518 nt
Organism: Eutrema salsugineum
Lineage: Eukaryota; Viridiplantae; Streptophyta; Magnoliopsida; Brassicales; Brassicaceae
Product: sodium transporter HKT1
Exons: 3
Coding region: 1-1518 (505 amino acids)
Biological process (GO): monoatomic cation transport; transmembrane transport
Cellular component (GO): plasma membrane
Molecular function (GO): sodium ion transmembrane transporter activity
Source: RefSeq, a predicted model, not a curated record
AUGGAGAGAAUUGAUGCAAAAUUCGCUAAACUCGGUUCCCAACUUGCAAAAUUUCGUUCCCCUUUCUUCCUCUACUUGUUUUACUUCUUUUCCUUUUCGGUGUUAGGGUUCUUGGCACUCAAGAUCUCAAAGCCAAGAACUACUUCACGUCCUCAUGACUUGGAUAUCUUCUUCACUUCUGUCUCCGCAAUCACUGUAUCUUCCAUGUCCACAGUCGAUAUGGAAGUCUUCUCCAACACCCAACUUAUCAUCAUCACUAUCCUCAUGUUCCUCGGUGGCGAGAUAUUCACCUCUUUCCUCCAACUCUACUUCUCACAUUUCACCAAAUUUGUCUUUCCUCAUUACAAGAUUGGACAUCAUAUGGGCUCUUUCAACUUGGAAUGUCCGAUCACUGAUCCGGGUAGUGAUCUUGAGAAUGUUACUGAUCAUGUCAAGAUUUCUAGUCAGAUCAAUGAAAGGGCCUCUAAGUGUUUGUACUCGGUGGUUGUUAGUUACCUUCUUGUAACAACCAUAGCUGGUUCCACGUUGCUUCUUGUGUACGUAAACUUCGUUAAAACGGCGAGAGAUGUUCUUAGUUCCAAAGAAAUCUCACCUCUCACCUUCUCGGUCUUCACAGCUGUCUCCACGUUCGUAAACUGCGGAUUUGUCCCCACAAACGAGAACAUGGUCAUCUUUCGUAAGAACUCGGGUCUUCUCUGGCUCCUUAUCCCUCAAGCACUGAUGGGAAACACUCUGUUCCCUUGCUUCUUAUUUUUUCUCGUAUCGGGACUUGAUAAGAUCACAAAGCGCGACGAAUUUGGUUAUAUUCUCAAGAAUCACAAGAAGAUGGGAUAUUCUCAUUUACUCUCCGUUCGCCUUUGUGUUCUUCUUGGUUUGACAGUGUUAGGGUUUGUGAUGAUACAGUUUCUUCUCUUCUGCACCUUUGAGUGGAACUCUGUGUCUCUUGAAGGGAUGAAUUCGUACGAGAAGAUAGUUGUCUCGUUGUUUCAAGUGGUGAACUCGAGACAGACCGGAGAAACAGUUGUCGACUUUGCUACACUUUCUCCAGCUAUCUUGGUACUCUUUAUCCUCAUGAUGUAUCUUCCUCCGUACACGUUGUUUAUGCCGUUGACCGAAGAGAAGACCAAGAGAGAAGGAGAGGAUCACUGUGGAAAUGAAAAGAAGGGAAAGAAAAGUGGAUUUUUUGUUUCACAACUUUCCUUUUUGGCAAUAUGUGUCUUUUUUAUUUCUAUCACCGAAAGCCAAAAUCUACGACGAGAUCCACUCAAUUUCAACGUCCUUAACAUCACUCUCGAAGUGAUCAGCGCAUUUGGAAAUGUCGGGUUCACAACUGGUUACAGCUGCGAACGGCGCCUAGACAUCAGCAACGGUGGCUGCAAAAAUGAAGGUUAUGGGUUUGCAGGACGAUGGAGCCCCACUGGAAAAUUCGUACUAAUAAUAGUAAUGUUUUAUGGUAGAUUUAAGCAGUUUACAGCCAAAUCUGGCCGAGCAUGGAUACUUUAUCCCUCCUCUUCGUGA